AUGUCUCCAGCAACCACCACCAUCAUCUCGGAUACCUCAUCCACCACUUCCUCGACUGUCACUGCUGUCAAGGCUACUGUUGCCGAUGCUGUUGCUGCCCCUGCCUCAGCCAUCACCUACCAGACUAUUGAGGUUGCCGAUCUCGCUGCCACCUUUGCCGACUAUGUUGACCUCGCGGUCAAGACCCGCGGCGGCAAGGUGCUGACGACCUCAGACGAGUGGUUCGCAGAGUCCCACAACCUGUUGACGGCUGCUACCCCCAUCUCGCGUAAGGGCCACUUUACGCCCAAGGGUGCCUGGUUCGAUGGCUGGGAGACCCGCCGCCACGGUCCUGAAUUCGACUGGUGCGUGAUCCAGCUGGGUUACCCUGGUACGGUUGCAGGUUUUGAGGUCGAUACGGCCUUCUUUACGGGAAACCACUCCCCCUUUGUCUCCGUGGAGGGCUUUGUGGCCAGCCCCUCCGCCAUGGUGGUUACAGAUCCCGAGGACGCUAAGAAUGGUACAAGUGGUGUUGCUGUCAAUAGCGCCGCCUCCGAUCAAAGUUCCACUGUUGCUGUUACUGCUUCUGGUGCUUUCGUUGCUUCCCUCGCCACCGUCGUUCCUGACACGGCCGAGGGGUGGGAACAGGUCCAAUGGACCCCUAUACUCCCCAAGGUGGCCUUGAAGCCCGACUCCCGACACGGGUUCAAGUUGGAGGUCCCCACCACCCAGUUCUUCACCCACAUUCGCUUCAGAAUGUUCCCUGAUGGUGGAGUCGCCCGUUUGAGGGUCUAUGGAAAGGUCCACCAAGUCCUUCCCGAGGACAAGGCCGGUGUCUUUGACCUGGCUUCUGUUGGAGCCGGUGCUCGUGUUGAGGCCUUCUCUGACGCCCAUUUCGGCCAUCCCUCUAAUCUUUUGCUUCCUGGACGCGGUCAUGACAUGUCUGACGGUUGGGAGACCAAGCGCUCUCGCGCUCCAGGCCACGUCGACUGGUCCUUCAUUAAAUUGGGUGUUGCUGGUCACCCUACUCUGAUCGAGAUCGACACUGCUCAUUACAUGGGCAACCCUCCCAAGUCGGUCACCCUGCUCGGGUACACUGCCGAGGAUACCCUCCAAGAGACGCCUAUCACCCUCUUGGGCGAGGCUCCCGUCAAGCCUCACCGCCAGCACUUUUUCGAGAUCCCCUCUGAGGUGAGCUCGGGUCCUGCUGUCGCGUCAAUCAAGGUCGUAAUGAUCCCUGAUGGCGGUAUUAAGCGUGUCCGCGUCUUUGGAUCUCAGUCAUGGCCCGCAAAUGAGAUCCCUGCCAACUCCCUCAUCGGUCAGCGCCAUCCCCUCCCUGACGAGGACACCUGGAACCUGUUGACCAUCGAGGCCGAGCCCAUCACCAAGGAGGCUUUUGCCCCUUGGGGCCAGGUCAUCGAGGUCCCUACCUAUGACCCCAACUCGAUCAAGGUCAACCAGGGCACCGCUCAAAAAUUCUCCCACAUUGGUCACUUUUCCAACUUGCGUUCCUACGCCUUGAACGACGAAGUUAUCUCCGCCAACGGAAAUAGGUCCUUCGACAAGACUUGCCCCUCGGAUCACAAGCCUGCAACUGCCAACAUUGCCAUUUUCCAGUGCUACAAGCCCGUCGAGACCAAGGACAUUGGCGUCCGCCUGUUGGAGCGCCACGCCUACUCCUCGCAGAUGUUUGUCCCCAUGGGCGGAGACGGCAAUGGUGGUUUUGUGGUGGUCGUAGCCAAGGACCGUACGUCGGACGGUAAUCCUGACUUGUCGACUCUGAAGGCCUUUACGGUCGCCAACAGCCAGGGCAUCAACUACAAACCCAAUGUCUGGCACCACCCCAUGAUUGUCACUGGACGGCCUGUGACCUUUUUGACGAUUACUCAUGAGUCGGGUGUGGGACGCGAUGACUGUGAGGAGUACUGGUUCAAGAAGGAGGCUGCUGCUGUCGGAAACCAAGACGGUGUUGCUGCUGUUGUGCGCAUCUAG
Messenger RNA from Linnemannia hyalina, 1971 nucleotides. Lineage: Eukaryota; Fungi; Mortierellomycota; Mortierellomycetes; Mortierellales; Mortierellaceae. The record is from the annotation of a GenBank genome assembly.